Carassius auratus (goldfish) is the source of this 684-nucleotide messenger RNA. Its product is annotated as WD repeat domain phosphoinositide-interacting protein 2-like. The coding region runs from base 1 to 684 and encodes 227 amino acids. Gene Ontology annotation, molecular function: protein binding. The transcript is spliced from 7 exons. The record is from RefSeq and is a predicted model, not a curated record. Lineage: Eukaryota; Metazoa; Chordata; Actinopteri; Cypriniformes; Cyprinidae.
AUGUUUUUGUUUCUCAUGUAUUUGUGCUCAGCUGACACAGAAGAUGUGUGCAUCGUGGAGAGAUUGUUCUCCAGCAGCCUCGUCGCUAUUGUCAGCCUUAAGGCACCUAGGAAGCUGAAAGUCUGUCACUUCAAGAAAGGGACUGAGAUAUGCAACUACAGCUACUCAAACACUAUACUGGCUGUAAAACUGAACAGACAGAGACUGAUAGUGUGUUUAGAGGAGUCACUCUAUAUCCACAACAUUAGGGAUAUGAAAGUACUACAUACCAUUCGAGAGACCCCUCCGAAUCCUUCCGGACUAUGUGCCUGUCAAUCAGUAAUGACAACUGUUACUUGGCCUAUCCGGGAAGUGCAACAAUUGGAGAGGGUACAAGUUUUUGACACGGUCAAUCUGAGGGCAGCUAACAUGAUACCUGCCCACGAUAGUCCACUAGCAGCUCUGGCGUUCGAUGCAAGCGGCACUAAAUUGGCCACAGCAUCUGAGAAGGGCACUGUAAUCCGAGUUUUCUCCAUUCCAGAGGGCCAAAAGCUCUUUGAGUUCCGGAGGGGGAGUAAAGAGAUGUGUGAGCAUCUGUUCCCUGCCUUCAGUAUGGAGGGACUCUAUCUGUCUGCCUCAAGCAACACGGAGACGGGCCCCAAGAGGAGCCCACUACUUGGACAGGAUACUUUGGAAAAGUACUGA